AUGAAGAUGCAGAUGAUGAUGCAGCUGCUGCUGCUGGUGGUGGUGGUGUUGCUGGUUGUGGUACAAAUGAGUUUUGCAGUUGAGUGUGGUUGUGAAAAUGAAAUAAAAAUAAGAAAAAAAUGGCUAACGAGCAUGACAGAGAAAGAAAACGAAAGAACCAUCACCAUGAACACUGGGAAAGGCAAACAUGUUAUUCACGCAUCCAUCCGAUGGUGGUACUGGACAAGAGGGAAGGCUCUUGCAGUCAAACCCGGUAACCAUUUGUUUGUAGAUGUCCUUGUCAAGUUUGAGAAAGUAAAAUAG
Helobdella robusta is the source of this 303-nucleotide messenger RNA. RefSeq lists its product as hypothetical. The transcript has 3 exons. Lineage: Eukaryota; Metazoa; Annelida; Clitellata; Rhynchobdellida; Glossiphoniidae. The record is from RefSeq and is a predicted model, not a curated record. Bases 1 to 303 code for a protein of 100 amino acids.